Mytilus trossulus (common blue mussel) is the source of this 1689-nucleotide messenger RNA. RefSeq lists its product as uncharacterized. The coding region runs from base 43 to 1542 and encodes 499 amino acids. NCBI's taxonomy places the organism in Eukaryota, Metazoa, Mollusca, Bivalvia, Mytilida, Mytilidae. Gene Ontology annotation, biological process: sulfur compound metabolic process; N-acetylglucosamine metabolic process. The record is from RefSeq and is a predicted model, not a curated record. Gene Ontology annotation, molecular function: N-acetylglucosamine 6-O-sulfotransferase activity. The transcript has 4 exons.
CCACAUGUUUACACCCACUGAGAUGUUCAGGAUGAUCUGAGAAUGUGGAAGUUACUAAUAUCAAAGUGGAAAUGUUUGACAAUCUUGGUCUUUAUUUGUGGAUAUGUAUUCCUGGCAUUAAAAGCCUAUAAUAAAGUUUCAGGUGUCAAGUCAAUAGGGACAUAUCCCCUCACUGGUGACAACAUUAUAAACACUUCGUUCAGAGAAAGAAGUAAAAGCAAUGACGGAAGGACAGAGGACUAUACAAAUGAUAAACAGUUGUACGAAGGAGGAACAGGGGGUAGCCUUGUUGAUUUGUCGUUCCCUAGGGAUACCCUUAAUGAAUUGUCGUUCCCUGUGGAUACCCUUGAUGAUUUGCCGUUCCCCGAAGGAACAGAAAAUAGCCGUAAUGAUGUACCGUUCCUUGAAGGAGUAGAAGGUAGCCUUAACGAUGUCACAUUCCCUGAAGGAACCGGAGGAAGUGAUGAUUUAUCGAUCUCCGGUGGAACAGGAGACAUAAGUAAUGGGAUGUCAGUUUCUGAUAGGACAGAUAUACAACUUAGUGAUAUUGCCAAUAAAAGUAAAUAUUCAUCAAAGGUACAACCAACGGCGGGCGACAACUUUUGUAAUAAUUCUACGUGUGUAUUAAUUGUUGGGUAUUGUCGUGGUGGAACAACUAUGACGUUAGACGUUCUGUCAGAGACAGAUGAUUCGUUGGCUUUAUUUGAACCGAUCAGUGAUCUUACUUUAAGCUCAAACUUAAAAGUGCCUGUACCAUUUUAUAAUGGAACUGUGAGAAAUAUAACUACGGUCAUAGAUCUUCCUAGAGUGCAGGCUGAAAUGCUAAUUCAUUGGUUCAAUUGUGAUUUCACUAAAAUUAAUAUUGGCGAUUUGAAAAACGAGAAUUUAAUACAGCAUUCACGUGACAUGAGAUUAUAUUUCACGUGUCUGAGACAUGCUUCAUUUUCUUAUUGUAUCAAUAAACUGGAACACGUAUGUUUGUCAAAGCCUAGAAGAAUCAUAAAAGUUAUUCGUCUACAGCUGGCAUCAUUAGAACAUAUUCUAAAGGAAACUACUAAUAUCAAAAUCAUUUACUUGGCGAGAGAUCCAAGGGCAAUAACCAUGUCAAUGUUAAAAUAUAAAAUUAUCCAAUCAGUUAUGAAGGGAUCAAAAAUAAUAUGCAAUAACAUGCUGGCAGACGGAAAUGCCACUAAACUGUUUAAAUCUGUUUAUCCUAACAACAUAUUUGUGUUGAGAUACGAGACUCUUGUACAGAAACCAGUACAGGUUUUCAGAAAAGUUUUUAGUUUUUCAAGUUUACCUUUCACGCUGAAGGUAGACACUUAUAUCAAACAUCAUCUUUUGGGAAGCGACCAAAGAAAUAGAAGUCCGUGGCUUACAAAACUUGGAAAUGCAGUAAAAAUAGCAAAUACCUGGCGAACAUUUAUUUCCAUUGAACAAUUACAUGAUAUUGACACAGUUUGUCAUCGUACCUAUAAGGCAUUUGGUUACAGACAGCUUGAUUUUACAUCGGUAAAAAAUCGAAACAUUACGUUACUAUGAAGUGAACAAUUUUCUUUCUAUGGAUUCUUUCAUAGCUUUCACUGGACGUUAAUCAACCAAAAAUAAAUCAAUAUUCAUAGUAUGUCAUUUAGGGAAUCCGAUCUGGUAACUAUAAACUGUCUUAUGCUGACAUGAAUUAUCAUUGAU